Messenger RNA from Cuscuta epithymum, 2167 nucleotides. NCBI's taxonomy places the organism in Eukaryota, Viridiplantae, Streptophyta, Magnoliopsida, Solanales, Convolvulaceae. The record is from the annotation of a GenBank genome assembly.
CCCCUCUUUUCAAAUAAACCAGACCAGAAGCACGAUGACGUUCAACAAUGAUCAAAUUGAUCACGAGCCGUCAUAACAAUGAUCAAAUUGAUACGGCAUCUCUCUUAGAUCUGUUCUAUUCCCGCUUCAUAUCGUUUGUUUAUCUUGCUAAUUGAAGUUGCACCCUCGUCUCCCUUGGGUUAGAUCCAGACAUGGAUUUCAUGAAAGUAAUCGAUCAAACCGUACGCGAAAUAAAGAGGGAGGUGAAUUUGAAAGUAUUGAAGGUUCCUGAAAUCGAACAGAAGGUAUUGGAUGCAACAGACGAUGAACCUUGGGGCCCUCAUGGUACUGCAAUGGCUGAGAUAGCACAAGCCACUAAAAAAUUUUCUGAAUGUUCAAUUGUUAUGAAUGUUCUAUGGACAAGAUUGACAGAAACUGAAAAGAACUGGCGUUAUGUCUACAAGGCACUGGUUGUUCUAGAGUAUUUGGUGGCACAUGGAUCGGAACGUGCAGUAGAUGAGAUUGUAGAACACACUUAUCAUAUUUCGUCUCUUACAAAGUUUGAGUAUGUUGAACCAAACGGGAAGGAUAUGGGAAUCAACGUCAGAAAGAAGGCUGAAAACAUUGUGUCAAUAUUAAACGACAAGGACAAGAUACAGGACAUUAGGAAUAAGGCUUCUGCAAAUCGUGAAAAGUAUAUUGGACUAUCAUCUACUGGAAUAACAUACAAGUCAGGAUCGGCUGCUAUAAGUAGUGGCAGUCGAUAUGGAGGUUUUGGCAGUAAUAUUGAUAGUGACUCUUCCGCUCACAUUGAGAGCGGUCGAUAUGGUGAUGAUAAGCUUGAUAAGAAUGCCAAUUAUAAAUCUAGAAGAGAGAUUUCUGGUAAAGAGGAGAGUUCAAAUAAUAAGACUUCUCAUAUAAGAGUUUCCGCUACUACAUCAAAGACAAACAAGACAGCCUACUCUAAUAAAAAUGCUUCAAAACCCUCACUUAAAUCAAGUACACCAAGUAGCAAUUAUGAGGAUGAUUUUGAUGAUUUUGAUCCCCGGGGGACUUCAAGCGCUAAGCCUACAGCAGAGGGAAGUACUAGCCAAGUAGAUCUUUUUGGGCAAAGUUUGGGUGGUGACCUCUUGGAAACCCCAACUUCUUCAUCAGAUAAGCCUGCCAUAAAGAAUGAACCCACAGAAGUUGAUUUAUUUGCUGAAGCAGAUUUUGUAACUGCUCUGCCCGAGACAGGGGGUAAUUUUCAGGCUCCUCAGGCAGGCAUUGAUCUGUUUUCCCAACCUGAAGCAAUAGGAAGCUCUAAAUCUCAGGGGGGUAUUGAUCUGUUCUGGCAAACCACGCCUUUUACUUCAGCAACGCCCACUCCUCCCUCAACAUUUGAUUUUUUCGGCUUGGCUGAUCCAGCUGUGCAGUCAGAUACAUCUUCUAAACAGGAGCCCAUUAAUACUAAUAGUAGUAUACUUGAUCCAUUCGCCAAUGUUCCAGUAAAUGCUUUCAGUAGUUCCAACCCUUUUGAUUCAUUUGUUUCCCAGACAGAUCCUGCCUCUGCAACGUCUGGUGAAAGUUCUGGAAAUUUGAGCGCAUCUUUGGUAGAUUCUAAGUGCCCAAGCAAGAAGGAUGCUUUUCAGGUCAAGUCUGGAAUAUGGGCGGAUUCCCUUAGCCGUGGACUGAUUGAUCUUAACAUAAGUGCACCCAAAAAGGGCAAUCUAGCAGAUUCUGGCUGUGUUGGAGGAUUGACCGGUGGAUCUGAGAAAGAAAAGGAACUUGCUCUGCCUACAUUUUACAUGGGUCAAGGAACCGGCAUUGGCAAAUCUGGGUUUUCUUCAGGAGACAAUUUCUUCUCAGCCCAAUUCGGUAGCUUCCAAAAAUGAGUUAAAUACCUAUUUCGUCAGAUAUAUUCUUUUGUGAAGUUCUCAGAGAUCAAAUGUUUAUUUGUUUUGUGUAAUCUUUGAGAUGCAAAGUGUGUAUUGUGUGGGAUUGGGAAAUCUAGUCUUGGCUGUUUUCCCAUUGCCAGCCAUUUCAUUUAAAAGUUUCCAAAACUCUUGGUCCUUCGUACUUAAGUUUUCAGAAACAGGAUGAGCUGUACUUUAUCAUCUCUUCUCCCCCACUCAGUCACUCACUACUGGACUAUUGUAUAAUUUCAUUACUUUUCAGCCUUGUCAAAUGAGCCCUAAGCUUCCUCUGA